Molecule: messenger RNA, 3324 nt
Organism: Ostrea edulis (European flat oyster)
Lineage: Eukaryota; Metazoa; Mollusca; Bivalvia; Ostreida; Ostreidae
Exons: 21
Coding region: 88-3060 (990 amino acids)
Source: RefSeq, a predicted model, not a curated record
CGCUAAAUGGGACCAUAGUUCACUCCUCUCUAUCCUCCCAGCUACUAGUUAUAUCUCAGUGACAAUACCCUAAAUCACCAGGGCAAGAUGAAACUCGAAGUUCUAGUGUCACUGCUGUUCCUCGUCACGUUCGUGACGUCAGAUGACCCCAGUCUUUAUACCUGUCAUGUGGGUGUGAGAGCUCCUGGUGUUACACAAGCCCCCAAUCCUCCUCCUAUGCCUUCAUUAAAUGGGGUCAAUGCUUUCACCACAAAGAUCGAGGCUGCAAUUAUUGAGACAAACACGACUGUGUCCGCGGAGGAAUAUUACGACUACAACAACAACAGAGCUGCCCUCUUCAUGCUGCUGUCCGGCGAUGUCUUCAAAUUGAUUUACGACUACAACACAAACGAACUUUUCUACGUCAACCCGGACUUGAGCUGUGAAACCCACAACCUUCAAAAUGACACGAAUAAUGUAUUCUUUGGGAACAUAAAACUCUCCAACCAUCUCCAUGUCUUCAACACGCUGGACGCCCUACAGUUCGCCACCAAUCAAGGACAGACGUACAUGGGUCAGACGACAGUCCGUGGCAUUCUCUGUGACUACUGGAGGACGUGUUUGAAUUGGCCUAUGGUCAAUUCCACAUUCACACUGGACUUUUACUUCACAAAUCCUAAAUGGAACACUCCCUCUGGAAUUUCUCAAGUUCCAGUCAGGGCGGAAAUUUUCGGCUUCAGAACAAAGGGCAAUGGACAACAACACAAGUUCCACCACGUGUACGAUUACACAGAAUUCCGUGUGGGACUUCCGGACGAUACAACCGUUUUCGAAACGCCCUCCAUGGUAGUAUGUACCAACCGGAAACAGGUUCGUCCUCCACCACAGAUAACGCAGGCAUUCAUCUACAGAGAGGAGAUUGUUCCCAAGUCUGGAAUCUCCACCACAGCUGAUGUGUGGUACGACAAAAGUCUGAGAUUAGUACGGUAUGAUUUCCGGCCACAUAACAACGCCGCACCUUACUACAAUACAGAUGCAGCCACGGAAGUUCAUGAUUUUAAUACAGGUGUUGCCUAUGCCAUUGAUCGGAUUAUGGCUAACUGUACAAUUAUACCCAUCAUGAACGCUUCCUUCGACGCAUCUAUCAAUGUCAGCGUGGCCUCCAAUCAGCAACAGUUUGUCCUCAAAAUGAAGAGUCCACAAGAUCUCUUUUACAUUGACAACAAUUACACAUACGCCGGACAGAGAUACGCCCGUGGUCAGCAAUGUGACGUCUUCAUCAGAAAGAGAUCGGACUUUAUGAUGAGUGGAGUAGCAAUCAACGCCACCUUAGAGUUCUACUUCCUCUCGAAAAAUCAAAUACAACUGAACAAUGAUGGGAUGGUGGUAUCUCAAGCAAGUGAUAUUCCUAUUCAACUGAAUGUCAACAUUCCCAGUAUUCACUACUCUGUGACGUACAGUAUUUAUAACUACGAUCCUGAAGAACCCGCCAUUAACAGCUAUGACGUCAGCACAUGUUACUCUGUCGACAAGAAAAUGGGAUUCAAAGUGACUUUUUAUGGAACGUUUGACGCCACAGUCAGAACCUACAAAGAUAUCUUCCUCUAUCAGUCAAUCUCAGUGGCAGCCAAUGCAGCAGGAGUUACUCCCCUUAGAAUAGCCAAGCCAAGUUUCCAUAUGGAGUCUGGCAAUGCUUAUUUCAUCGCCACCCUCCUGGACAGAGCCCCUGUACUACAGCGCUACCGGAAGAUACCAGGUCACGUGGUACAAUACAAUAAUGACGCAGUGAUACAGAACAUUCGGACCCCGGAUACGUGUGCAGAUCUCUGUAAUAGCAAUCCGAACUUUACCUGUAACAGCUUUGAAUACUGUUCCACGUCUAAAGUGUGUACCCUCAGCAAGAUCCACACCUCGGACGGACACAUGGUCAGCUCCACGCAGCAGUGCGACCUUUAUGACCGUACGUUGGGAAGCAAUGCGUAUGUUGAAGUUCCACUGUUAGACGCUUGGCAGAAUCUCAGAAACAGUGUGAUCAAGAAGCUCUUCCAAGUUAGCAUCAAAUACGACAAGAACAGUCAAGUAUACACCGCCCAGGAUAUCGUCAAUGAUGUGGUGGACAGCCAAGAUCUCCCUCCCUCAGCCACUGCCUCAUUGCAAUCAUUUAAAAGCAUGCCCAAUAGAUACGUUCCUAAUUUCGAUGACACCGUUUUUACCCACCAGUCCAUUGACGACUGCGCGCAGGCAUGUGUGGACCAGACUUCCUUCGUGUGUCAGUCCUUCGAAUAUCAGCUGAUAACAGGCACGUGUAUUCUCUCUCAUCUUCACCCAGACGAACAUCCAGGGGCCAUCAAGAACAUCCAAGGAACAGACCUAUACAUAAGGGACUACACGAGUAAAUUUACCAAGCUCCCAGGCCAGACCGUCCUGUCGUCCUCCAACGUGAUCUACCAGCAAGUCUUCGACACCAACCAAUGUGCAAAACUUUGUGACAACUACAUGGGCUUCAACUGCAAGUCGUUCGACUUCUGUUUCGACAUUGGCACAUGUUUCCUUGGGAAAACCCACGUUCUCGAUGUGCCUAAAGCUGAUGUUAUUUCCAAUCCCAUGUGCAACCAUUAUUCACGGAACUACACAGAAGAUUUCCAAAAGACGGCACGCCAUACUAUUCAGCUUGUGAACGACCGAAUAGUCACCGGCGUGACCUUGGCUCAAUGCGCCAAAAACUGUGUAGAUAUGGAGGCUGGAAGUUGUGCAUCCUUUUCAUAUUGUGAUCUGAAGUCCAUUUGUCGUUUGAGUACGGCCUCAUUGAAGAACGUUGGUCAAGUAUCCGCAACACCUAGCGCCACCUGUGAUAUGUACACAAGACAGUAUUUUCCUGAUGGCACAGGCUAUGUCUCCAACCCUCAACAGUACUUCUCAACUAAAUCUUCCUCCUCCUCAAAUGUGUCUUCCAGUUCUGCUGUGGGUAUAGCAGUUACUAUGCUGAUAUUGGGAGUCAUCUUCACAGUCGUCGGGAUUUUUGUUUAUCUCAGGAAAACUAACAAAAGAUUGCAAGACAUUAGACUACGAGCAAGUGAUUAAGUACACCUCGCACAACGUUUUUCAUCUCACAGUUAAAUGAAUCAAUCCAAGUCUCCAAGUGCCGUAUAUGUUUUUAUUUCACUUUGUGUGUUUCCAUGGAUGAAUUGUGCACGUGCAUCGGUAUGGGGAUCAUUUUCUUUCAGCAGGUGAAAGUUUUAUGGGAAUUAGAACAUAGUGAAUACGUUUUGUGUCAUACCCCCCAGAAAUGUAAACUAUUAUAACAUUCAAUGUCACAUCUAUAUUAAAUGUAAUUUAUACAAUAUC